AUGGCCUGGACUCCUCUGCUCCUCGCGCUCCUCUCUCUCUGCACAGGGUCCCUCUCCCAGCCUGUGCUGACCCAGCCGCCCUCCCUCUCUGCAUCUCCGGGAGCCACAGCCAGACUCACCUGCACCCUGAGCAGUGGCUUCAGUGUUGGCAGCUACACUAUAUACUGGUACCAGCAGAAGCCAGGGAGCCCUCCCCGGUAUCUCCUGAGAUAUAAAUCAGACUCAGAUAAGCACCAGGGCUCCGGGGUCCCCAGCCGCUUCUCUGGAUCCAAAGACGCCUCGGCCAAUGCGGGGCUCCUGCUCAUCUCGGGGCUGCAGCCUGAGGAUGAGGCUGACUAUUACUGCGCUACACCUGUUGGCAGUGGGAGCAGCUACCGUUACCCACAGUGUCUCAGAGGACGAGGAAGUGAGACAAAAACCCCUGGGCCCCGAGGCGGUGGCUCUGAGCCUCCCUUCAGCGAGGAGCGUCUGUGGGGCCUCUGUCAGGGGGGCUCCUCUGCAGGGACCUGUGUCCCCGGGAGGAGGAGGUCACACUCGAUGGAGCAGCAGCACAGGCGUCCCAGGAGCACACGGGAGGUCAUGGAGCCCCGCCCCCCACCCCGUGUCGGGGGAAUUCUCAGAAGGAACAUUUCUGAGUCAGAAUCUCAGCUCCUUCCUCCUGUUGUGUGUUGUCUGCUCCUCACCCAGAGCUCUUCCCUCCUGACCCUUCUGGUCCCCAAUGUGUGGGGAGUGGCUUCCCGACAGCAGUUCUCUGACACCAGCUGA
Molecule: messenger RNA, 765 nt
Organism: Eptesicus fuscus (big brown bat)
Lineage: Eukaryota; Metazoa; Chordata; Mammalia; Chiroptera; Vespertilionidae
Product: immunoglobulin omega chain-like
Exons: 2
Coding region: 1-765 (254 amino acids)
Biological process (GO): immunoglobulin production; immune response
Source: RefSeq, a predicted model, not a curated record